Messenger RNA from Symbiodinium necroappetens, 300 nucleotides. Lineage: Eukaryota; Dinophyceae; Suessiales; Symbiodiniaceae. The record is from the annotation of a GenBank genome assembly.
AUGGAUGGGGCACGUGCGGCCACACCUCCCAGCGAGAGGUUCGAGUAUCGAUUGACUGCCUUAGCGCCACCUACAUCGGCAAGUGGGGACCCGUUGGGACCAUCAUCCCGCCAUUUGCCGCCGCCGAUAGCGGCGCCGGAUCAGCUAGCACCAGUGCAGCGUCCACGGGCACGGUCGGCCAGCCCUGCCCCGGGAGGGGCGAUUUGCGAGGAGGAAGAGACAGCACGCUCACGAAGCCCGGUGCCACCUCCAGGCGUUGUUGCGGCUUGGCGAGGGCUUAUGAUUAGCAGCUGCUUGUGA